Messenger RNA from Eurytemora carolleeae, 4012 nucleotides. RefSeq lists its product as uncharacterized. Lineage: Eukaryota; Metazoa; Arthropoda; Copepoda; Calanoida; Temoridae. The record is from RefSeq and is a predicted model, not a curated record. The transcript has 4 exons. The coding region runs from base 465 to 2981 and encodes 838 amino acids.
GUGAUUCCAGGGACCAGGAUCACUUUUUAUUGAUUCCAGGGACCGGAUCUCAGUUUCCAGUUCCAACCAAAAUUACUGCGCAUGCGUUUAGAAAAAACUCAGAGCAUCUUCCGGGUCUUUGUCAGUUUUACUGCAGCGGAAAGUUCUAGAAUCAUUUUAAGAUUGAUAUUUGUUCUGUGAGGAUUCGUAUAAAAAGUUCGUCACAUAUUUCAAGUUUUUACGAUUUGAGUUUAUAUCUUUAAGCUAAAGAAGCUCGUUAUUGAGUACUAGGUUUUUUCAGACUCAAGGAAUAAGGAGGAAGUUUGGACGGAUAAAAGUGGUUUUCUAUCUUAUAAAUCGUCGGAGGCGAAUUAAGUUUUGAAUCGAGAUAUGUGAUGCUAUGAGAGAUGAAUAAAUGAUGAGAAGUACUGUUUCUGUUCUUAUCUGUCAUUAGCAACCUAGAUUCCAAGACUCGUUUUUCAACGAUGAUUUCGAGAGGAAAGAGGCAGGAGAGAAAACCUGAGCAAAACCCUUUAGUGGCCUUCAGUUGUCAAGAAAUGAUGACGAGGGCUGCAAGGAAAAUGAUGAGUGCUAGGUCUGGUCCUAGCUCAGAUGAGAUGCAUGUCCUGGUCCGGAGAGAUCAGAUCAAUCCUUGGAGAUCAUCAGGGGACCUGGAGAAGUCUAACCUUAUGCGAUCAUAUGUAGGACACCGUCCAGUCAUGGGAAGAGGUUCGGAUAGAAGCGUAAUGUCAACUUAUCUGAAGAAUGUUAAUCAGUCAGGAGUUCAGAUACCAAGAGGAAUAAAGUUUGAUGAUUUUUUACCUGCUGGAGCUCCAAUACUGGAUUUCCUCGCAGUGUCCAUGGGGAAGAUGGAGUGUUGGCAGUUCCCAUCCAAGACUGAGAUUAAUAGUUAUCAAAGAAACCGGGGUUUAUCUCUUAACAUGCUGCAGGAGGUUGAGGUCAAGGAGGUGAUUAUAGGAGAAACCACCCCGGAGCAAUGCAAUGAGAUCUUCUCCUGGUUUUGGAGCAAGCAUGAGAAGGAUCAGAAGGCUUAUCCUACAGCAGUCUGUUCUAUGGAUAAUGAGGAAAUUAAGAUCAGCCUGCUGGAUGUCUACAGAAUGGCCGGAAAGAUUGGGACAAUUUUUCCUAGAAAGAUUUCUGAUGAGUUGCAUGACCACAACCUAGAGUCAAUCCCGGAGGAUAGAUGGAUGCAACUCCCUGUGAGAGUCAUGAUCGGAAACGGCAUCUCCUAUGCUUUGAUGAUCACCAUAGCGUUGGAGAGGAAUUCCAGGAACGAGUAUAUGCUGAACAGGAUUGUAAUCCAGGACGAAGUUCUAAACUUCAUAGAAAGCAUUCCUGUGUGUACGGGUCUUGGGGUAAGAACUGAUGUAGCUGAUCUUGAACUUUUUUAUUCUUUGUUCUCUGGUAGGGAAAUAUCAUGCGCUGGUUUCCUGGAUCUGAGCACAUUAUCUGUACUGGCUGGAUAUAAUAUGAGGGCCAUGAGUAUGACUCCGAUGGGAGUUAACGUUGUGGGACAUACUCUGAACAAGUGCGUAUCAACGGGAGAUGGGAAGUGGGCCUGGAAAUGGGAUGAGCUUCCAGAUUCUCUGAAGGUAUACUGUUUGGGUGAUUUGAGGUUUGGAUUCAUGACGUAUAAUAUAUUGACAGCAGUACUGAUCAGAGAUGUGUUCCCAGACCCUGAUAUUGUCCUGAAAUUCUUGGGGAUCGUUGAUCAGAUCAAAGCAGUCAGAUGGAUCCUGGAGAUGGUCUUGCUGUCCUUAGAUGGUGUAGAGGUCCAUAAUGUGGACUUUGAUGCAGCCAAGACUCGAUAUGAGAUGAUAAAAUCCCUCAGGUUCAGGUAUUCAUAUGAUUCUCCUCUAAUGGAUGUGAGUCCUGCCAGGGUUCUAAUUUGGUGUGAAAUCAUUGGAGAGUUAACCAACGGAGGAUGCAGGUUCCUGAGUCAUGCGAGAGAAUGGUUUAUUACUCAGGCAAGGAUCUUAAAAUCAUCCGGGUUUAAAUGGACAUGUGGGGUCAAGAUGAAGAAUAUAAAUCCUUACUUUCUCUCCUAUGCCAGAUUUGGAAUUUCUCCUCAUGUUAUCCACAAUGCGGAGUAUUUUGAGUCCGUACCAGCUUAUUCUGGAUUGUUCAGACCCUCAUCCCUGAAGUCUGCUCUAUGUCGGAUGAACCCAUCCACAGUAAAGCCUGCGACCUUGAGCAAGUUUGCAAGGAAGGAGGGGAAGGUGCUCAAGGCUGUGGUGUUUGAGUGGGCUAGAUAUUAUCCUCUCCAAAUCCAGGAUUUUCUGCAGAGAAUGAAGGAUGAUUUACCAUUUAGACACUACAUGCAAGGAUUGUACAGAGGAUUGAGGAUUAUCUUCAAGAGAAUCCAUGGUACCGAUGCAAUCAGGAUCCCGGAGCUUGAGGAGAAGUUUGAUAAUAAUCUGCAGAUGCAGCUCAAAGAGGAAGAAGCUAGAAAGGAGAGGUCUUGGGAGUUAUUCAGGGCCAGAGAGGCCAGAUGCCAACAUUUAUCUGCAGUCUUAGAAAAUAAGGAUCAGGAUGAUCAGUCCCUGUGGUUGGAUCGAAUCCCUAAGCUUCCUGGCUGGAUCCCUAGGAGGAAAGGCAGGAAGAGGGUAAGAUCAUCAUCUCGUCCAAGAUCUGCUUCCAAAAAGUCCAAGAUUCAAGUUUCACUUCCUCAAGGUUCUAGUGGAUCUGUGGAUUGUGAAGAUGAAGGAUCGGAAGAAGUAGUUGUGAUCAAUGAAGAUGAUGAAGUGCAGGUGGAGAUCAUGGACGAGGAUGAGUUCGAGACUCCUGGGAUAAAUGAUCCAAAACCGACAUGUAGGAAGAAGAUUGAUCAGAAGAGGAAGAAGAAGAAGGGAAAGAAGGGCAAGAAGGGUAAGCUGAAGAAGGAUACAAGGACCUAUGAUGAACUGAUAGAGGCGGAGAAGUAUGUAGAUUCAGACUCGGAGUUUGAUCUACAAUUUGACUUUACUGAGCAUUUGGCCUGAUCAGGUUUAUGGUGCAGAGUGGAGUGUUUUCUCCAGGCUGUUGGAAGAAUUGCUGCAUAUCGUUCAGUAUAUUUUUUUUUCAUAUAUUGCAUAUUGUUUUUUUUCAGUUUAAUUUUUUCAUUAGUACAGGAUACUUGAAACUUCAGUUUUUCUCAUGGAGUUGUUAAUGAUCAAGCAAUUUGCUCUUCCAUAUUAUUUGUUUUUUGAGAUUCAGUCAGAUUAUUGAUUACCAAAUGAACUUAUAGGGUGUUUUAUGUUUUUGUCGCCCUGGUGCAAACUGAUCUCAAUAUAUUACGGUAGUUAUUGAAUAAAGCUUUUUUGAUAAAUAUGUGUUCCAUUUUUUAUGGUCCUGGAAGUGUUCACAUGAUCUGAUCAUUAUGAAGAAUGUUGGGAAGACUUGCAAUGAAAAAAUAUAUAGAAACCUUGUCGGGUUCUGAAUCCUAGUACUCAUAGAGCUCAUGUUUGUUUUGCUUUGUGGUUGGUCUGGAAAUUCUCCCCGGCCGGGGUAUGUUAAGUGAUUCCAGGGACCAGGAUCACUUUUUAUUGAUUCCAGGGACCGGAUCUCAGUUUCCAGUUCCAACCAAAAUUACUGCGCAUGCGUUUAGAAAAAACUCAGAGCAUCUUCCGGGUCUUUGUCAGUUUUACUGCAGCGGAAAGUUCUAGAAUCAUUUUAAGAUUGAUAUUUGUUCUGUGAGGAUUCGUAUAAAAAGUUCGUCACAUAUUUCAAGUUUUUACGAUUUGAGUUUAUAUCUUUAAGCUAAAGAAGCUCGUUAUUGAGUACUAGGUUUUUUCAGACUCAAGGAAUAAGGAGGAAGUUUGGACGGAUAAAAGUGGUUUUCUAUCUUAUAAAUCGUCGGAGGCGAAUUAAGUUUUGAAUCGAGAUAUGUGAUGCUAUGAGAGAUGAAUAAAUGAUGAGAAGUACUGUUUCUGUUCUUAUCUGUCACUAGCAACCUAGAUUCCAAGACUCGUUUUUCAACGAUGAUUUCGAGGUAGAGAAACACUUGAUUUGAUUAUGCCUUAUUUUGGGUUUU